Molecule: messenger RNA, 641 nt
Organism: Copidosoma floridanum
Lineage: Eukaryota; Metazoa; Arthropoda; Insecta; Hymenoptera; Encyrtidae
Molecular function (GO): odorant binding
Source: RefSeq, a predicted model, not a curated record
AUAUCAAAUAAAAACUUGUGCUUUUGUCUAUGCUCGCUAGAAAUUUUCCGUCUUUUAAUAUUACACGAUGAAUAAGUUGCUCAUGCUAACCUUUGCUUUGUCCAUCAACUUUGUUCUAUCGGGAAAAAGUGUUAAGGAAGCACUGGAAGACAUACGUUUAAUAUCAAGACUGCAAAACUAUUGCUAUAAUGAAACUGGAUUUACGAGAGAGAAGCAUGAAUUGAUACGAGAUGCACGCACAUACUCAUCAGACAUAAAUUACUUUUGCUACGUGGGCUGCUAUUGUACACACGUCAAAGAUCUAUGGCUUACUAAGAGAACCUUAAACUAUGAAGCGGUUGCAGCUUCUGUUACUCGAUUUCUCUCUGUUCCAGUAGCAUACCAUGUCAUCAAUCAGUGCACAAAUAUAAGUACAAACAGUCUGUGUGCUACCGGAAAAAAGAUUCACGAUUGCUUUGCUGAAAGGAACGUCAUUAUUACAGGUUCAAUUGGGUACUUUGAUGGAGAUGAAAUUUAAUUACGAAAGAAACUCAAAUAUCACCUACAUAACUAAUCUGUGAAAAUAAUUAUUAAUUACCUAAAUUUAUAAUCAACUGACAUAAAAGUUAAAAAUUAAGUGUUGUAUGUUAUAUAAAAUAAAC